AUGCAAUUCUCCACUCUUUUUUGCAUCUUUUCAUUGACUGCCACAACACUUGCAGAUCUUCAUUACAAUGCAAUCUGUGUAGAUCAAACAGAUGCCAGUAAUGUCUAUAAUGAUGCAGCGACAAUUCAAGCUUGCGAUUGGUAUAAGCUUAGGAAUAAAGGCGAUGAUUGGUGGAACACUUGUCCCGAUUGCGUCAUGAUCACCGACGGAUCACCGCAUUGUAACUCGGUUGCGCAACACAUGGGAGGAGAUGAGAUUACGUAUUAUUGUCAACUAGCUGGGGCGGGCAUAGCUCUGACUAGCUAA
This is a messenger RNA of Mollisia scopiformis, 306 nucleotides long. RefSeq lists its product as uncharacterized. The record is from RefSeq and is a predicted model, not a curated record. NCBI's taxonomy places the organism in Eukaryota, Fungi, Ascomycota, Leotiomycetes, Helotiales, Mollisiaceae. The transcript is spliced from 5 exons. Bases 1 to 306 code for a protein of 101 amino acids.